UUUGUCCAGAGAGGGAGGGAGAACGAGCGCUACGUCAAACGUUAGCGAAGUCUGUUUUUAAAAAUAUUAAGCUUAAUGUAUUAAUUCCUCCGUUUAUUAAGGAAUAUCUUAUCAGUUUUACUCGCUGGAAUUAUUCGCGGAAUAUUAAGGUCAAUUAGGAUGCCUACUGUGAAGUACCAGAAAGGGGACAAGGUGAUGGGCCGCUGGCCCGGCAGCAGCCUGUAUUAUGAGGUCAAGGUGCUACGCUUUGAUACCAAAAGUCAGCUCUACACAGUCAUCUACAAGGAUGGUACUGAACUGGAGCUCAAGGAGCAGGACAUCAAGAGUGCUGCUGGUUUCCAGGCCCGUUCACGCUCCCGCUCCCGCUCUCGUUCUCGAUCACCAGGCCGCCGUCGCAGCCGGUCACGCUCCCCAGCAAGGACCUCACGGCGAUCCUCCUCCCGCACAGCGGCGGCUGUCGCUGCUGCAACUACAACAGACAGUGCACCGUCCUCCCGCAGGGAUAUAAAGCUGAAGGAUGCGCUCGAAGUCAGGCUCAGUCCCCUGCAACAGACAAAGGCAGCUGAGAACAAUAGCAACAAUAAGCAUGAAAAGAGAGAGGAGAAACAAAAAGAGGAGAAUAACACUGCUAACAUAGUAAAUGAGAUGUCUGAGGCUAAGACAGAGGCAGAGCCAGACAAGAACCAGGGCCGCUACAAUCUGCGCCGUAGGAAGGACGACGUAGAUGCCAAAGCUGUCGAGGCCAAACCCGAACAGCUGGAGGAGAAGAAGGUCAAGCUGGUUGCAGCUCCUGCUGCCGCUCUCUCCACCCCUCUUGACUUUGGAGGGAAGAUAGGAGCGUACUUCUGGCUGCUCUUCCUGCCCGUCUGCGUUCUUCUCCUGAUACUCCAAGUCAAACAGGAUGACCCAAGCCUGACCAACUUCCCCCCUCCUCUGCCUCCUCUCGAGGCUUUCUGGGAUGCUCAGGCUCUUGGCUGUGUCAUCGUGUGGAUCUUAUUCCAGGCCCUGCUCUACAUCCUGCCUGUUGGAAAGCUGAGUGAAGGAAUGCCACUGAGGUCUGGGGGGAAGCUGAAGUACAGAACCAAUGGUUUCUUUGCCAUCUCAGUGAGUGCUGUAGCAGUUGCAGCAGCGGUCUAUCAGGGUGUUGACCUCACCUACAUCCACAGCAACUUCCUGCAGCUAGCCGCGGCCACCUUCCUCAUCUCCGUCCUGCUCAGCAUCUACCUGUAUGUCCGCUCUCGCUACGCUGCCCCAGACCAGCUGGCACUGGGGGGAAACUCCGGUAAUGUGAUUUAUGACUUUUUCAAAGGACAUGAGCUCAACCCCCGCAUCAAAGACUUUGAUUUGAAGUUCUUCUGUGAGAUGCGCCCUGGACUGAUUGGCUGGUGUUUGAUCAACUUUGCGAUGGCGCUGGCAGAGAUGAAGCAGCAGCAGCUGGAUGCUCCAUCCCACGCGAUGAUCCUGGUGAACCUCUUCCAGCUGCUCUAUGUGGUGGACGGCCUGUGGAACGAGGAGGCCAUCCUGACCACCAUUGACUUGAUGCACGAUGGUUUCGGCUUCAUGCUGGCAUUCGGUGAUCUGGUGUGGGUUCCUUUUACUUACACCCUGCAGGCCUAUUACCUUGUCAACCACCCAAACCCGCUGAGCCCGCUGGCACUCUCAGUCAUCGUCUCACUCAAACUCAUCGGCUUCUACAUCUUCAGGAAAUCCAACUCUGAGAAAAACGCCUUCAGGAGAAACCCAUCAGACCCCAAACUGUCCCAUCUGAAGACCAUCCCCACAGCUACAGGGAAGAGUCUGCUGGUGUCUGGCUGGUGGGGUGUAGUCCGCCAUCCUAACUACCUGGGAGACCUCAUCAUGGCUCUGGCCUGGUCACUACCCUGUGGCUUCAGCCACCUCCUGCCGUGGUACUACAUGAUCUACUUCAUCAUCCUGCUCGUGCACCGAGACUCUCGCGACAUGAACGAGUGCAGAAGGAAGUACGGCUCGGCGUGGGACGAGUACUGCCGAACUGUUCGGUACCGGAUCAUUCCCCGCGUCUACUGAGGAACCGACGCUGGACACUCCCGAGCUGAGGCCUUUUUUGACCCAAUAAUAUGGCUGUGAGGGCUCACAAACAAACCCAAAUAUGAAUGGAUUGACUGACUGAUUUGACUUUUUAUGAAUUGUUUAUUUUACUAUUUUAAACCAGGAAUUUAAAAAAAUCUCGAUUGAGGACUGAAGGAGCUGUGGUACAUUUCAUGAAUUUUUUUUUCGAUGGAAGAAAAACGGACUUUCAUUGGUAUCAGGAACUGUUUGAAGAAUUGCCUUUUAAUAUGAAAUACUUAAAAAAUAUAAACUUCAAAAGUUUACAAAAUGGAGAAAACAGAAAAAAGCCUCUGCUAGGAAUGUCUUGUUAGGAUGUAUAUUUUUGUAUAUACACAUUUGUUUUUAUACUUCCAGAAAAACUCACCACUUGCAUAAUCUUUUGUUAAGUUUUACUCUUUGCUCCCAUAUUCAAAAUGUCACAAUAUCAGCUUGGUUGUUAUGAAAUAAUUUUUGUAAGUACGCCUUCCUACUAUAAUUAUACUGCUUGUGUAUAUUGUGAAGGAUGGAAUUUAAAUGACUUGUACAGUGGAACUAGGACUCAUGUUCUUUCUCAGGACCUAGGACUUUGUCAGAAAGUUAAAUUAGAAAAGUUUUGUCUUAAUAAUUACAGUAUGUUGUGUAUAAUUUUAUAUAGAGAUCUAGUUUUUGACUUGAGAGUGUAAAAUGAUUUUGGAGGUUUAAAGAAAAAUGCACUAAUGUGGUAAGGCAUAUUUUUCUUACAUUAUCAAUUCCAAAGUGUAUUUGAUUAGGCUUUGCUACCUCAGGUUCACUCACUGUCCAGUUCUUCCUCCUCUGUGCCCUCUGGGAGGCAGUGUGUGUAAUUAUGAGUGUGCUGUCACUGCUGAAGAAAGCAAAAUGAGUUGUUUUUCAUCACAAUAAUGUUAGUAUCCGUUAUGAACAAGUGGCACCCAUCCACAUCACAGAUGUGUCAUGCUAUUAGAGUGGAUUUCCCUACUGCUUGUAUUUUUGCCUCAAUUGUUUCCUGCAUUUCUGUGGCGCUGACGAAACCAUCUUUAUUUUGUCCUGCUAGUUUCAGGAGCACAUUUCUCUUAUUAUCAAUUUAUUUUUCCCACCACUGCCACAUGAAUUUGGUUUCCAUCUAUUUAAGCUUUAAUUUGCCAGGUCAUAUGACAGUGACUCUUUUGAUGAAGUUUAUACUGUGACAACAUGCGGAGCUGUUAACUGUGUUAGUAUUUAUAACCAGUGCAUUUGCAAACCCAAAAACAGUAUUUUUAUGCCUGUGCAGCUGUAGAUGAGUACAUAAGUAGCAAUUCAUUAACUAGACUAGGUAGCAUUUUUUUAUGCUGUGCUGACUGAAUACCAUGUAAAUAUCAGAUUUUUUUUUUUUUUUUUUUAAAGGUGCAGU
Thunnus maccoyii (southern bluefin tuna) is the source of this 3454-nucleotide messenger RNA. It is a transcript of the gene lbr, whose product is annotated as lamin B receptor. Gene Ontology annotation, biological process: sterol biosynthetic process. Bases 160 to 2046 code for a protein of 628 amino acids. NCBI's taxonomy places the organism in Eukaryota, Metazoa, Chordata, Actinopteri, Scombriformes, Scombridae. The transcript is spliced from 14 exons. Gene Ontology annotation, cellular component: nuclear inner membrane. Gene Ontology annotation, molecular function: oxidoreductase activity, acting on the CH-CH group of donors, NAD or NADP as acceptor. The record is from RefSeq and is a predicted model, not a curated record.